Lachancea meyersii CBS 8951 is the source of this 2661-nucleotide messenger RNA. The record is from the annotation of a GenBank genome assembly. NCBI's taxonomy places the organism in Eukaryota, Fungi, Ascomycota, Saccharomycetes, Saccharomycetales, Saccharomycetaceae.
AUGAGUUUCAUGAAUAUCGAGUCCGUGGAGGGUGCUGUAGGGUCUGCAAUGCCAAUUAGCACCAAUGAGAAUAGAUCAGAUCACGAAUCAGAUGAAGAGGCCUUGAGCCAGCUUCCGCCAGACUUGUCUGAGCAUCUGGCUGGGGAACUGGACGGAGAGCAUUCGCACGGAAGUACGCACUCAGAAAGUCAUUUUGACGCGGAAAAGGCCCUUGAACACUCGAAAAACUUGAUAGAUAAUCCAAAUUUGAAAUUAAACAUGCCAGACGCGCUGGACCACGAAAACUUCUCUAAGCUUCUAGAACUGGAUUCUAAGAACGAUGAUGAUCUGUUUUCAUCUGCAGACUUACUGGAACAUGACAUUCCUGAGGAUUUGAGUAAACUCGUUGACGAAAGCACAAAGGUUCUGCACGACACAGUAAGAGAAGACCAUUCGAUCGCAAGCCCGUCAAGCGGGAAAGAGCUGAGUGAAAGCAUUCAUCAAAGUGCCUCUGAGCUGCAGCACUCUCAAAAUCAAUCGGAGCGCUCCCCGCACUCUCGUGAAGACUCCGCUCACUCCUCAAACAACCUCCAUUUUGAAGCAAAGGACGCUAUUUCUUCUUUGCCAGAUGAUUCAGUGGCACUCACAAAAGACUUAUAUAAUUCGGGUACUCUAUCGGCUGGUGCUGGAACACGAGAAGAUACACCCACUUCCAUUUUUGAAGCUAAAGAUGAGGGAGAUUUUGAGGAACACACAAAACAGGAGACCCUGUCGCCCUCCCACUUUCAGCCCAUGUCGCUGCCGCCUCCUCCACUGCCAGAAAACGCUGUCAACAAACACCCUCCGCCACCACCGCCACCACCACCGGUAAAUGACCUGAACUCACAGGUUGCCAUGACUGAGUUUCAAGACCCGACAACUAACGAUUCUGAGCAAUCCAAAAUUUCCGCGUACGCCCGAUUGGAUUUUCAAAGUUUUACGUUUUACGUCCAGACGUUACAAGUUAUCAUAGGACGUCGCUCGGAGAACGAUUUUACUCACAAAGUUGAUGUCAAUUUAGGACCUUCAAAGUCCAUCUCUAGAAGACAUGCACAAAUUUUCUACAAUUUUGGAACUGGACGAUUCGAGCUAUCAAUCAUGGGUAAAAAUGGCGCUUUUGUUGACGAUGCAUUUGUUGAAAGAGGAAUUACGGUGCAACUCAAGAAUAGGGCAAAGGUCCAAAUUGGCCAAAUACCCUUCCAAUUCGUUCUUCCUGAGCAAGAGGGUAAAGAAAAGAAAGUCACGGCUCCUGCCGAUGCCAUUCCGGUUAAAACCCCACUUAGCAGCUCCAACAAGAUUGCAGAACUAUCACGAAGCUCUCCAUCAAGUGCGUUGUUGGCAGGUAACGAACAGAACGUACCAAAACAAGAAGAAACGGAAGUACCUGCGCUUAAAAAGAAACUUCCGCCCAAGAAGAAGGAAAAGAAGGAGGCAAAACCUCCCAAGCCGCCCAAGAAGGUGUACACUUUAGACGAGAUUCCUGUGGAAUACAGGUCAAAACCAGCUGGAUCUUAUUCCAACCUCAUAACGGCAUGUCUGAGAAAAUACUCGAGCGCAAAAGGCAUGUCGCUGUCCGGGAUCUACGCUGGUAUCAGAGAGCUUUUUCCUUAUUACAAAUAUUGUCCGGACGGUUGGCAGAGUUCUGUCAGACACAAUCUUUCUCUCAAUAAAUCAUUUAGGAAGGUAUCAAAGGAGGGAAAAGGAUGGUUGUGGGGGCUCAAUGAAGAAUACAUUGCAGAAAGGGAAAAGCAGAAGAAGAAACAAGCAGAAGCCGCCGCAUUGAAGGCUAAAGCGGCACAAUUGAAGUUAGAGCAGCAGCAACAGCAAAAGGCCAAACGGCCUAGUCCAGGGGAUUCGAGUUCCUCCAAAUCCAUUUCAAGUGUUCAGAUUAUGAACACCAAACCCCGACAGCCUAACAUCUCGCAAACUUUGGCUGCCAAUAGAGCCGACAGAAAGGCAACGGCUGAUGGAAACCAGCGGACAAUGAAAUAUCUUCAAGAACAGCUCAUGGUUCUCACGAAAGACCGCAAGGGUCUAGACAAGCAAGUCAUGGCAAGUAUUUUAACCCAGGCCUUAGCAAUGACAAUAAAUCAAGUGACGCAAGCCGCUAAAUCCAAGGGAAUAACUGGUAAUCCAUUGACUGCUCUCAUAGACAAGAAUCCUCAGCACCUAAACUUGAUUUUAGCGGCUGCGGUAAACGCAGCAACUAUUAAAGUAACGAACGGAUCUGUGAAACAAUUGGUUUCCAUGCCACCGCCAACAGCUUCGAACGUGAACUCCGAAAGCACUUCUAGUAGCGUGCCAAUCAAUUCGCCAAGUGCAAGCAUACCUUCCCGUCCUCCAGUGCCGUCUUCACAACAACAGGGCCAAUCCUCUGAGUCUUUUGACCCAAGCUCUUUAUCAAAGUUCUUUCAGCCAAAGCAGCCUUCGCGAGUAGCGACUCCAAACCCUCCAAGAAGCGUGAUACCUCAAAAAAGGGCAUCAAGUGAAACCGAAUCAAGUUCAGGUGAGGAAUCUUCGAGUGAAGACGGAAGCGAUACGGAGGGCAGUGACGACAGUGAUUCUUCAGAUAGCUCAGACAAUGAAGACAGUAGCAGCGGGAAAGAUUCCUCCAGUGAGGAAGGGAGUAGUGACGGCGAGUGA